This is a messenger RNA of Magallana angulata, 2050 nucleotides long. RefSeq names its product G patch domain-containing protein 2-like. The transcript is spliced from 7 exons. NCBI's taxonomy places the organism in Eukaryota, Metazoa, Mollusca, Bivalvia, Ostreida, Ostreidae. Bases 117 to 1439 code for a protein of 440 amino acids. Gene Ontology annotation, molecular function: nucleic acid binding. The record is from RefSeq and is a predicted model, not a curated record.
GGAAGUUGAAUGCAUCAGCUGGAGAAAAUGGCGAUCGAUAAGGAGGAAGAAUUCCAUUUGACAUCUUAAAUCAUUGUUAAAAUAUUGUUGUUUACAGAUGCCGAAAGACGUUCCAAAUGGAUCAUCAUAAUAUUGUUCGUCAGUUUCAAAAUCUUCGAGUGUACUCAAACUCACGCCUAGUAAGUAUGGAUGAGUUGGUGCAAGAUCUCGCUAAUGCUUUGGAAGAGUCAGCUUCAAAUGUCAAAAGCACAAGUCAUUCAAUCUCAAACAAGCGUCAGUAUAAAAAAAAGAAAGGAAAAAAACGGAGACCCCUUCUCUUGGAUUGUGGGAAUAUUAGUGAGGCUUCGGAGAGUAGCUAUGACGAAGCCCUGAGAGAUUAUUUUGGGAAUCUUACCCGCAAUAGUGACUCAGAUGACAUUGAAAAAAUAACAAGACUAUCAAUGCCUAUCACUUCAAGCUUUAUACCAUCAGUUGAGUCAGAUUCUGUGAACGAGAGCACUAUUUCCCCUCUUAGACCUCAGAGACGAAGAAAGAAGUACAAAUCGAUGGCCAUAGAUUCAGAAACUAAUUGUAUGAAACCUCCUACUGGAACUACUGAUCUCAAAUCCAGACCACCAAAACCCAGGUCUUAUAAGUCUGAUAUGACAUCAAAUGAUGAUAGAGACAUAGUGUUUGGAAAAGAAGAAGAGGUGUAUCCUGGGAAAAGGAAGAGGAGCUCUAAGUCCAGGGGAGAGUACUCUAGUUUUGAUCAAUCGAAGGGUGGUAAAGAUGAAAAUGGCAUGGAUACAGCAAGCAAUAUGGAGAGUAGUUCUGGUCUCAGCAGCAGCGAGAGUGAUGGUUUGCUGACCAAUGAUGAAGCAAGAGAAGCUGAUGAUGAGCACAGUGAUUUUUAUUAUGAGUCGGGACCAGCUUGUGGAAAUCCAGGAAUAAUCCGAUGGUGGGAGAAUGAUUCUGGGGACAUUGAGUCGGAGUCUGACCGUCAGUUCCAGCAGAUUCUGUCCAGCUCACUGGACCAGUAUGUACCAAAGUCUUCACAGCUGGCGUUCAGGGCUAGGGUGACUAGAAUGAUGGCCAAGUCUGGAAGACCAAUCAGAUUUGGAAGAAGAAAAUUAAAAGAAAAGGGACCCGGUUACACUUUGUCUCGCUUUCUGAAAGAGAGACAGAGGUGGCAUGAUAUACAAGAAAAUCUACCAUCAAGCUUCAAGUCUGGUGGGAAUGGGGAUCAGAAGAGAUUCCGCAAGACACCACCACUCCAAAGUCCAUCAGAAGAGGAGAGUAGCAUGGGGAACCAAAUGAUGCAUGGCAUGAAUUGGAUCCCUGGGAAUAAAUUGGGGUCGGAGGCCAGUGGCGUUCAGGUCCCAAUGCUUGCCUACCGACGCUCGAAGAGACAGGGACUUAGCUGUAAUCCACAUCCAUACUCAAGAAACCAGGACUCCUAGGUCUUCUCAACAAAAGCUGGCCAAAGAUUGUCAUGUUUAGAAUAGGGAUCAAUGAUGCUUUAAACACACUAGUUACUAUAUUUUUAUAGAGCACUGAAAAUUGUUUUUUAUAGAUAUGAUAUUAAUAUAUAUAUAGCAUGUUGACAAUUUUAAAGAGUAUCCCUUUUGUAAUUCCAUUUUAAAACAACAUAUCUGAAUGGCAGCAGAUUUUAUCAUGACAUAUGACAGAACUAUUUUGAAUGAAUCCAGCAAUCAUUUUAUUUUUAACUUUUAAGCUUAUACUAUUAUACAGGAAUGAAAAAAAAAAUCCUGGAGAUUUACCACCAAACUUGCAGAUAUUUAUCCUCGCAAACUUGUUGUGUGAUGUAAUGUACAUGUACAUGCCAAAUACUAGAAGGUUGAAUUCCUUGGAUAGUACUUAGUACAUGUACUGGUAAUAAAAUUUGGCUUCUGAUACUUAGUAGUUAAUGGUAAACAGGUAAUCUUUUUGCACCUGUAUGAAUCCUGAGGCUUGUAUACACAUGUACUACAUGUACUACAGGAACUUAGCAUUUCUUUUAUUACAAUAUUUUACAUUUUCUUUACAUUCAUGUAAAUUGUACAUCAUUCAU